This is a messenger RNA of Pterocles gutturalis (yellow-throated sandgrouse), 893 nucleotides long. It is a transcript of the gene VAMP2, whose product is annotated as vesicle-associated membrane protein 2 (synaptobrevin 2). NCBI's taxonomy places the organism in Eukaryota, Metazoa, Chordata, Aves, Pterocliformes, Pteroclidae. Gene Ontology annotation, cellular component: SNARE complex; plasma membrane. The record is from RefSeq and is a predicted model, not a curated record. Gene Ontology annotation, biological process: vesicle fusion; SNARE complex assembly; vesicle-mediated transport. The transcript is spliced from 4 exons. The annotation marks the transcript as partial. Gene Ontology annotation, molecular function: SNAP receptor activity; syntaxin-1 binding.
GUCUGCUCCAGCUCCUACUCCAGGUCCCACCAAUGCUGGGGCUGCAGGGCCACCUCCUGCUACCAAUGUGUCAAGCAACAAACGGCUGCAGCAGACACAAGCCCGGGUGGAUGAGGUGGUAGACAUCAUGAGAAUGAACGUGGACAAGGUGCUAGAAAGAGACCAGAAGCUAUCAGAGCUUGACAACCGGGCAGAUGCAUUGCAAGCAGGUGCCUCACAGUUUGAAACCAGUGCAGCCAAACUGAAGAGAAAAUACUGGUGGAAAAAUUGCAAGAUGAUGAUCAUCCUUGGUGUAGUAUGCGCAGUCAUUCUCAUUAUAAUUAUAAUUUAUUUCUCCACUUGAAAAAGCGAAGAAGGAAGACUUGGCACAGCCGUGUUCGUAUCAACCAACGAUAUCAGUGUUCCUUUGUUGAACUCCGCUUUUUAAUUCCCGGUGUCUUGGGAUUUUUGCUUGUAAUAACCCAUAAGCAUUCAGCGUGGUGUGUUUUGGAAUUCUGUUGUUUCCACAAGAAACUGUACCAGCUAAAUACUGCCAAGUAGUUCCAUACACUGUCUUAUCACUGUGUCUUAAAAUGUGUAUGCACUGACCUUCAGAAACUGUAGUAUAAUGAAAAGCAUCCUAAACAUCUCAGAAUCAGAGAAUGAAGCUAUGGGGAAGCCCCUGCCUAAAGGGACACUGCCAGGUGGAUUGGACCCAAACCUAAGGCUGCAGCAAACAUUAGGGCCAAAAAUGCUCAAUCUGAGCACCUUAAGUUGGAUGGCAAAAAUCCACUAUCAGAUGUAACAUUUUGAGGUAGUAUCUGCUACUCCCAUUGAAGAGAGUGGUACUUAGAAAUAUUCAUGUAAGGCAUCUUAUUUCAACUUAGCCAAUGAAACACAGAUUUUUUGAGAUU